Messenger RNA from Miniopterus natalensis, 962 nucleotides. RefSeq names its product nmrA-like family domain-containing protein 1. Gene Ontology annotation, cellular component: nucleus. The record is from RefSeq and is a predicted model, not a curated record. NCBI's taxonomy places the organism in Eukaryota, Metazoa, Chordata, Mammalia, Chiroptera, Miniopteridae.
GCUGCUGUCGCUGCUCUGAGGAAAGUUCAGCUACUCCACUAACUGUUUCUUUGUCCAGUAACAUGACUAGCAAGAAAGUAAUUGCAGUGUUUGGAGCAACAGGAGCCCAGGGUGGCUCUGUGGCCAGGGCCAUUUUGGAGAGCAAAAAGUUUGCUGUGAGAGCAAUGACCAGGGAUGUGACUCGACCAAAUGCACUGGUGCUCCGGGACCUUGGCGCUGAGGUGGUAAAAGGGGACCUGAAUGAUGCAGCAUCAGUGGAGGCCGCCUUAAAAGAUGCCUAUGGGGCCUUUGUGGUGACCAACUUCUGGGACCAUCUCAGCAAAGAGAAAGAAGUGUGUCAGGGAAAGCUGGUGGCCGAUAUUGCCAAGCGCCUGGGUCUGAAGCACGUGGUGUACAGCGGCCUGGAGGACGUCAAGCGCCUGACUGGCGGGAAGCUGGAAGUUGAGCACUUUGAUGGGAAGGGAGAGGUGGAGGAGUAUUUCUGGUCCAUUGGUGUUCCCAUGACUAGCGUCCGCUUGGCAGCUUACUUUGAAAACUUUCUCACCAUAUGGAAGGUGGUGAAAGCCUCUGAUGGAGAUUACUACACCUUGGCACUGCCUAUGGGUGACAUACCAAUGGAUGGCAUCUCUGUUGCUGAUGUUGGAGCAGUUGUCUGUAGCAUUUUUAAUUCUCCAGCAGAGUUUAUAGGCAAGGCUGUGGGCAUCAGUGCAGAAGCGCUGACAAUACAGCAAUAUGCUGAUGUUUUGUCCAAGAGUUUGGGGAAAGAUGUCCGAGAUGCAAAGAUCACCAUGGAAGCUUACGAGAAGCUGGGAUUUCCUGGAGCGGCGGAAAUGGCCAACAUGUUUCGUUUCUAUCACAUGAAGCCAGACCGUGAUGUCAAGCUCACCCACCGACUAAACCCCAAAGUCAGAAGCUUCAGCCAGUUUAUCUCAGAGAAUCAGGGAGCACUGAAGGACAUUUAA